This is a messenger RNA of Dioscorea cayenensis subsp. rotundata (Guinea yam), 543 nucleotides long. RefSeq lists its product as uncharacterized. The coding region runs from base 1 to 543 and encodes 180 amino acids. The transcript is spliced from 5 exons. The record is from RefSeq and is a predicted model, not a curated record. NCBI's taxonomy places the organism in Eukaryota, Viridiplantae, Streptophyta, Magnoliopsida, Dioscoreales, Dioscoreaceae.
AUGGCAAGUAGUGGCCGUAUUGUGAAGUGUGCAGCGAUUUUGAUCCUUUCUCUCAUCAUCAUGCUUGGAGGAGGAGUUGCUGCGAGAGAUUUGUAUGGGUCAACAUUAUAUGAUUAUUCUUAUUCAAAACACAAUGGCAUUGUUUUAAGAAGAGCCGAGGAACGCUUUGACAAGAAUAUCAGUUUUAAAAUGCCUAUUACUGAACGAUUAUCUCCUCGCUUUCCUCCUUUUGAUCCGCACAACUUCAGAAGAAAAGGCAUUGUUUUAAGAGGAGCCGAGGAACGCUUUGACAAGAAUAUCAGUUUUAUAAUGCCUAUUACUGCACGAUUAUCUCCUCGCUUUCAUCCUUUAGGCAUUGUUUUAAGAAGAGCCGAGGAACGCUUUAACAAGAAUAUCAGUUUUAUAAUGCCUAUUACUGAACAAUUAUCUCCUCGCUUUCGUCCUUUAGGUCCGCAAUACUUCAGAAGAAAAGGCUUCGUUUCAACAGGAGUCUGGAAACACUUUGAUAAGAAUAUCAGAUUAAGGAUACCUAUUAUUGAAUGA